AUGAUUUAUCCAUUACAUUACCCAAAUGUAUCAUUCUGUAUCUUUCAGGCUGAAAUAGCAAUUAACGUCCAUUUAGAUACACUUAAGCGGGUUGAGAUUUUUCAAAAUACCGAAGCUGGUUUCCUCUGCGAGUUGGUGUUGCGCCUGAGGCCAGUGCUCUUCUCGCCCGGCGACUACAUCUGCAGAAAGGGCGAGGUGGGCAAGGAGAUGUACAUUGUGAAUCGUGGACGAUUGCAGGUUGUGGCCGACAAUGGAAAGACGGUGAUGGCGUCACUGAAGGCUGGUUCCUAUUUUGGCGAGAUUAGUAUACUCAAUAUGGGCACAGCAGGCAACAGACGCACAGCCAGCGUUCGUUCCGUGGGUUACAGCGACCUGUUCGUGCUGAGCAAGAUGGACAUGUGGGACGUGCUGAAGGAGUAUCCGGCGGCGCGUGUACGUCUGGAGUCGAUAGCCGUCAAGCGCUUAGAGAAAUACAAGAAGGCGCCACUAGAAAAAGACAAAUACUUUAAUAUAGUUGCCAUGGGCCGGUGCCAGUCGACGCCGGGUUUGGUCGAGAGCUGUGGCCGCACCUCGCUCGAGGACAUGUGGCUGCCCCCAGCGCCAACUCCACCAGCCCCACUGGUGCAUCAUCCCCUGACACACCAGCAACAUCAUCAGCAGCACCAACCGCUACAUCAGCACCAGCAGCAGGCGACGCAGCAGUCCUCACAACAGCACGGGUACAGUCCGCGAAGCUAUGCGGACCGUCUGGGUCGGGCCACAGACUCGCCCAGAUCGGUCAGCCCCAGUGCCCAUGGCUCCGAGGAGCGUCCCCGCAGUCGGGCCGCCUCACAUAACUCGAUUCGACCCCAAUCGCAGCCCAGCCACACAGGUCACAUCUGCGACUCCAGCUCGCAACUAGAGUGUUAUGGAGCGGGCGUGGGUGCGGUUGGGGGAGGCACAACCCUACUGGGCUCCCACGAGGCACUCGAGGACGAGAUCAAGCGGUUGAGAGAACGCCUGCAUACGGUGGAGUCGGAGAACCAGGCUCUAAACACGAAACUCACGCAACAGCAGUGGGACCUCGAGAAUCGCCUGGCCGAGAUCGAGAUGCAGAUCUGUGGAGUGUCGUCCACAUCCAGCGUGGAUCCGGAGAACGAGACGGAGGAGCUGGAACGGAAUCGAGAGAGUAUCAUAUAACACGGAAGCGUGCUGCCCCAUCAGCCGAUCGGUAUGGUGUACAUAUCAUGUUCCUCAUGACUCCAUGAUCAAACAGCAAUCUGGCGAAGAGCGAGCGGAGAAGAACGGCUGGACAAAAACAAAAAAAGACUGAGAUCGCCAUCACCUUCAUAAAGCAUCUCUCUCUCUCUUUCGUUCCCUCUCUAUCUAUCUGUUGCUUGUGUUUCCCCAUCACUCUCUGUGUUUUUAUACCCGA
Molecule: messenger RNA, 1414 nt
Organism: Drosophila miranda
Lineage: Eukaryota; Metazoa; Arthropoda; Insecta; Diptera; Drosophilidae
Product: cyclic nucleotide-gated cation channel beta-1-like
Exons: 6
Coding region: 1-1179 (392 amino acids)
Biological process (GO): monoatomic cation transmembrane transport
Cellular component (GO): plasma membrane; intracellular cyclic nucleotide activated cation channel complex
Molecular function (GO): intracellularly cAMP-activated cation channel activity; cGMP binding; protein-containing complex binding
Source: RefSeq, a predicted model, not a curated record